CUGAAGUACACAGACAGUCACCUCCAGCAGAUCACAGUACAAGCCUUACUUACAUUACUAAUACAGCUUGUGCUGCUUGGGAACUGCAAACAGGGGAGCAGCAGCUUCCCAUCCACACCUUUUGGACGGAUCCCAGCAAUAACCACAUAGCAAAGGGAGAGGGAGGGUCACCCUGAAUAUCAAUAAUAACAGAAUACUAACAGGAGUUCCUUGCUGCUCAUGCUUCCGGGUGGCGAGUGAGUACCUCCUGCAAGAUCCCUGUGAUCUCUACCCCCGCUCACCUGCAUCUCCUGCAGCUAAUCCCCCACCCUCCCGGUCCUGUGCCCUGCUUACUGCAGACUCAUGGCUGAGCUAAGGAGAAGAGGAGCUGGGGAGACUGAGCAAGGCUUCAGUGAGAAGGAACCGGUUCUAGAUGAUAAAUAUGCAGACGGAGAUGCUGAUUCAGCAUGUGAUGCAGAUGUUCCUGAUGUCCCCGAUGUUCCACUCUCAUCUGACACCACUCCAAAGGUUCUCACAAAGGCUUUAUCUGGAUUGUCCUCCAGAUGGAAAAAUUGGUGGAUCCGGGGAAUUUUCAGUUUAUCAAUGAUAUCAUUAUUCUUCCUGCUCAUCUAUAUGGGUCCUGUUAUGCUGAUUAUUCUGGUGUCUGCCAUUCAGGUGAAAUGCUUCCAUGAAAUAAUAUCUAUCGGGCACAAAGUCUAUCGAUCCUACGAGUUACCAUGGUUUAGAACACUGUGUUGGUACUUUCUGUUGUGCGUUAACUACUUUUUCUAUGGCGAGACCCUAGCGGAUUACUUUGCAAACUAUGUGCAGAGAGAAGAAUUGCUUCAGUUCCUUAUUCGCUACCAUCGCUUCAUUUCAUUUGCACUUUAUGUUAUAGGUUUCUGCAUGUUUGUUAUCAGCUUAGUGAAGAAGCAAUAUCGCCUGCAAUUUUACAUGUUUGGCUGGACCCAUGUCACUUUGCUGAUCACUGUCACUCAAUCUCAUCUAGUCAUCCAAAACCUUUUUGAAGGGAUGAUCUGGUUUCUUGUUCCAGUCUGCAUUGUCAUCUGUAAUGACAUAAUGGCCUAUAUGUUUGGGUUCUUCUUUGGCAGGACACCAUUAAUUAAGCUGUCUCCAAAAAAGACCUGGGAAGGAUUCAUCGGAGGUUUCUUAAUGACAGUUGUAUUCGCAUUUGCAUUUUCCUACAUCUUUGUCCAGUUUCAGUAUUUUGUGUGUCCUUUGGAGUAUCACAAUGAAACAAACAGCUUCUCUGCAGAGUGUAAACCUUCUGAAAUUUUCAGGCUCCAAAAAUAUGCUGUCCCACAUUUCCUGCAAGUCCUAAUAGGAUGGGAAGCUGUUAGCAUGUACCCAUUUCAGAUUCACAGUAUUGCACUGUCAACGUUCGGAUCACUGAUUGGACCUUUUGGAGGCUUCUUUGCCAGCGGUUUCAAGAGAGCCUUUAAAAUUAAGGACUUUGCCAACACCAUACCUGGUCAUGGAGGUAUUAUGGAUCGUUUUGAUUGUCAGUAUUUAAUGGCCACUUUUGUUCAUGUGUACAUCACAAGCUUCAUAAGGGGUCCUAAUCCUAGCAAAGUCCUUCAGCAGCUACUCAUUCUGCAACCUGAACAACAACUUAACAUCUAUAAGACCUUGAAGGCCCAUUUGGUCGAGAAAGGGGUUCUUGAAGGAGCACUUCCUGAUCUAUAACUAAAUGGCAUAUUUAAUUUCUUGACUGUAUAAAUAACAGAAAUAGCCAUUCAAUUGGACCCAAACCAAAGGCUUAAAUCCUUUAUUUAUAGAUCUACUUUUUCCAGGAUGGAUUGAGGAUCAACUACAUGAAGGAACGAGACUUGACUUUGUAUCUUCCUGUACACAUGUAUUUUUGGAAACGUAAGGGAAAUGCUCAAUUAAGUAGUGAAUCUACUGAUCUUUUUAUUUUAUUUUAUCUUUAUUUAAAAAAAAAAAAAUUGAACUUCAUCGAAAUGGAGAUCUAUAAAACAAAUAAGGUUAUGCUAUUUAAUUAGACCAAUCAUGGGUUUUUGUGACCAGAAUGAACAUUGUUUCAAUUUGGAUUAAUCUUAAAUACAGAUUGACCUUUGCCAAAGCUUACAUCACCUUUCACAGACAGCACAGACAUAAGUGCCGUAUAUUAGUGUAUUUUAGCCCGUAUAUACAGAAACCUAUACUUAAAAAUGCAAAAUAACCUACAAACUCCAGCAAGAAUUUCAGAAAUGCCUUUAAGACAGGAAGCAGAUUAACCAGGCUUAUUUUCAUAAAGCAUAAAGUUUACGGUUUACCAGUCACUCCCACCACUUUGAUUGGUAGGGUUUUUAAAGUUAAUUACUGAUAUAGGGAGAAAUGGGAGGACGUUUCCAUUAAUAACCUGCAGUAAAGAGUAAGCAAAUGUGGAUAUCUACAGCACAGUCUGUAAUUUAUUUUAUAUUUUUUUUGCUUGAUAGGCAGCUGUUGUACAUAGCAUACAUCAAAUAAUUAUAGUUUUAUUUAUGAUAGAGGAAAUGGAGCACAAUAUAAAUCAUGUCUGUGUGUAUAUAUAUAUAUAGCCUGCUUUUUAUAUUCUGCUUUAAAAGCAGAAAUCUGAGCAGUAGUUAUAUUAGCCUAGCCUGUUCCAGGGCUUAGCGUUUGACUCUCCCCAAAUUACUGUACAUCUGCUUUCACACUUGUUAAGGGGUAUACCUACAAAUGUUCCCUGCUGUAAACUUAUAGAAUGGUUUUAUCGAACGUAGGCGUUCUCCAUGCUUUUGCACUAUUUUGCAUAAAGAAUUAUGAAAAUUUAGUUCCGACUGCUGGAUCACAAUAACUGACAAGGGUAUGUUAUUCAAUGUAAUGAAUUCUCUGUUAUACCACUAUCCUACCUAAAACAAUUGUAUUAACUUUCCUAAGUUUUGAUUCUGGCACUGCUGGGUUUACAGGUUUGGAAGAUUCUGCAUGCUAUGUGCUAAAAGGCCAGUGCAGAAUGUCUACCAGUUAAGUAGAAGUGUGUUUAUAACUAUUCCAACCAAAAGUGCAUGGUGCUUGAAACAAUAAACUGAUCAAAAGCACUGUAGUGUUUCAGCUAAUACAAUGCCAAUAUUAACCAAUACCGUGUUGCGCUUAGAAAACCAUUGAAAUUGAAGAAAAUCUAAAGUGCGAUAUUUAUAUAAUACUUAUAAAGUGUCACGAUAAUAGCAAAAAAGUGCCAAUCAUUGCUAGACUUGUACAGGUCUAAUUAAAAUGUUCCUACAAAGAAAAAUAAAUAAAUAUAUAGUGCAUAUUGUUUACAAAAAGGUAAUUCUUAUUAAUCCCCCUAUGUGGAACACUCACAUGCACCAGAGCUGCUUCAGGUCAGAUGAUUCCCACAUGAUUGGGCGAAAAGCUUUGAAGCCGAUAACGGUGGUGGGUGAAUGUGUCCACCACAUAAUCAGAAUUCCCAGGAUCACCUGAACUGUAGAAGAUGGCAUUGCUUACUGUAUUUCAAGCACGAUUUGUGAGUUUCCCUAUACAGUAAGCUCACACACAUUUUAUGUAAGCGCUUUUUAUCUUGUUUGUCUUGAAAUAAAACUAACAGCCCCCUCUGUUCUCUUUUCUGCUUUAUUGUUGCAGCAUAUAUGUGGGAAGGUGUAGGGGCUGGAUGGGGUAUUAACCUUUAUCAUUACGAGUGCUUUAAACUCAGAGCCAGGCAUAAGAGGGUCUGGUGCAUGUGAUUGUGCCAAAAGAGAAUCAGAUUAU
Pelobates fuscus (common spadefoot toad) is the source of this 3705-nucleotide messenger RNA. It is a transcript of the gene CDS1, whose product is annotated as CDP-diacylglycerol synthase 1. The record is from RefSeq and is a predicted model, not a curated record. Gene Ontology annotation, molecular function: phosphatidate cytidylyltransferase activity. NCBI's taxonomy places the organism in Eukaryota, Metazoa, Chordata, Amphibia, Anura, Pelobatidae. Bases 343 to 1686 code for a protein of 447 amino acids. The transcript has 13 exons. Gene Ontology annotation, cellular component: endoplasmic reticulum membrane.